AAAAAAUAUAUAAACUCUAAACCUCUACUUUUCAAGACUAUUAUUAACCAGGUAGCUAAUAUCCAUACUAUAAUUAAUACUGGGUACCUCAUAUAUAGUAUUAUUAAUCUAAAAUAUAUAAGGAAGAACAAGCUAGACUUAACUUUAAUUAUUCUAAUUCUA
Messenger RNA from Aspergillus vadensis CBS 113365, 162 nucleotides. RefSeq lists its product as uncharacterized. The record is from RefSeq and is a predicted model, not a curated record. NCBI's taxonomy places the organism in Eukaryota, Fungi, Ascomycota, Eurotiomycetes, Eurotiales, Aspergillaceae. The transcript has a single exon. The annotation marks the transcript as partial.